AUGAAGAUUCAAGGCUUCGUUGGAAGCGCGUUUCUCCUGCUUCUGUCGGCGACUGAGGUCUUCGCCGCACCGGCCGACCCAAAUUCCCUCGAAGCUCGGACUUCCCGUUGCAAUCGAAAGGAUUGGAAUUGCAACAACUGGGACUGGAACAAGUGUGUCUGUAAUGAUAAACACUGCCAGAAGGAUUUGAAAUGUAAAGAUUGGAACUGGGACAAGUGUGUCUGCAACGACAAGCAUUGUGAUCGAAAGGAUUGGAAGUGUAAGGACUGGGAUUGGAACAUGUGUGUCUGCAACGACAAGCAGGUGUGCCACAAGGAUCCUAAGUGCAACAAUUGGGAUUGGAACAAGUGUGUCUGCAACGACAAGCAUUGUGAUCGAAAGGAUUGGAAGUGUAAGGACUGGGAUUGGAACAGGUGUGUCUGCAACGACAAGCAUUGUGAUCGAAAGGAUUGGAAGUGCAGGAACUGGGACUGGAAAAAGUGUGUUUGCAACGACAAGCCCUGUCAGAAGGAUCCUAAGUGCAACAACUGGGAUUGGAACAGGUGCGUCUGCAACGACAAGCAUUGUGAUCGAAAGGAUUGGAAUUGUAAGAACUGGGACUGGAACAGGUGUGUCUGCAACGACAAGCAGGUGUGCCACAAGGAUCCUAAGUGCAACAACUGGGAUUGGAACAGGUGCGUCUGCAACGACAAGCAUUGUGAUCGAAAGGAUUGGAAUUGUAAGAACUGGGACUGGAACAGGUGUGUCUGCAACGACAAGCAGGUGUGCCACAAGGAUCCUAAGUGCAACAACUGGGAUUGGAACAGGUGUGUCUGCAACGACAAGCAUUGUGAUCGAAAGGAUUGGAAGUGUAGGAACUGGGACUGGAAAAAGUGUGUUUGCAACGACAAGCCCUGUCAGAAGGAUCCUAAGUGCAACAACUGGGAUUGGAACAAGUGCGUCUGCAACGACAAGCCCUGCCAGAAGGAUCCUAAGUGUAACAACUGGGAUUGGAACAGGUGCGUCUGCAACGACAAGCCCUGCCAGAAAGAUCCUAAGUGCAACAACUGGGAUUGGAACAGGUGCGUCUGCAACGACAAGCAUUGUGAUCGAAAGGAUUGGAAUUGUAAGAACUGGGACUGGAACAAGUGUGUUUGCAACGACAAGCCCUGCCAGAAGGAUCCUAAGUGUAACAACUGGGAUUGGAACAAGUGCGUCUGCAACGACAAGCCCUGCCAGAAGGAUCCUAAGUGUAACAACUGGGAUUGGAACAAGUGCGUCUGCAACGACAAGCCCUGCCAGAAGGAUCCUAAGUGCAACAACUGGGAUUGGAACAGGUGCGUUUGCAACGAUAAGCACUGA
Molecule: messenger RNA, 1341 nt
Organism: Penicillium samsonianum
Lineage: Eukaryota; Fungi; Ascomycota; Eurotiomycetes; Eurotiales; Aspergillaceae
Exons: 2
Coding region: 1-1341 (446 amino acids)
Source: RefSeq, a predicted model, not a curated record